Molecule: messenger RNA, 14051 nt
Organism: Xyrichtys novacula (pearly razorfish)
Lineage: Eukaryota; Metazoa; Chordata; Actinopteri; Labriformes; Labridae
Source: the annotation of a GenBank genome assembly
AGGGGGAGAGCGCAGGCAGCAAAUGAUGCUGUCUGCAUUUGAUGACAGCAGAGGGCCAGUAGAUCUGGAUCACUUUUUCCGGGGUUCGAACAGCAGGUCUAGUUUGUGGAGGGAGAGCCAGGGACCACAGAUGAAAAGUUGGUAGAAAAAUCUAUGCAUCAGUUUUACGGAGAGCAGGAUUGCAGUCUUACAAAAUAACCGGACAGAGCAUCAAGGCGCGAAGGAUUUGUAACCUACCGACGGCUAACAGUUCACGGCUAAACAGUUAGCCACGGCCGCAGAGAGGUAAUGUCUUUACUUUCAAGCAUCGCCAUUCCUUAAGGGCGUUGGGUUGAAUGUCUGUCGAUGUAAUGAGAGCAUUUGAAGACCCGUGGGCGUGUGUAAUCAAUUGUUGUUCAUUUCAGUGUUUGCUUGAUGUUUAGCGUCACCAACGUUAGCUACACAACACGUCAACGGCUGUGACACAUUCACGGCAACUCAAACAAGUGAACAGCUUUGAGCCAACUGAAUGAGAGGCACGACCACGCCAAGAUUUAUUCACUUGCUGCUUACGUGACCAGGAUUUUCUUUGCAAAGCUGUAAUGAUAAAAUGUAGCAACAGUGGUUGAAGAUUUAUUGUUGAAGCAUUUAAAGUGUUAAAAAAAAGCUUUUGGCCAUCCUGGCUUGUCACGUGAUUGUGCUGCAACAGGUAUACCUUGCUAAAUAGACACGAUUCCGGUGUAGUCGUGUUCGUUGCAAAUGUGUUGUCCACUGUGGUAUCAUAUGCAUGUGCACAUCCACAAAAAGAUAUCUAAAGCUCUUCUGAGUGUAGUAAUCAUUCAUUUGUUUAGCUGCAUUCAUAACAACAUAUGUGUAUGGCAUUGAUAACUACGGAAGUCGCAAGUGGACAUGCAACCAUAGGUUAAAAAAUGAACGCAAUUUGUAUACGGUGUUUUCUACCCACUCAGCUCAGUGCCAGUUGGCACUUUCAUCCUAAGCUGUUGUUACCUCCAGUGUAGAGCCUUGCGUGGUUUGUGAUAACUUAUGGAGGUUUGCCUUGGCAACGACAAAAGCGUCCAGCAGAGCAAAGAUAAAAAGUCUACUGAAUGCCAGAGACUAAGCAGAUAUAAGCUAAUUCAGAGGCAAAUGCAAGUAAUUAUGGGUCAGAUGUCUAUAUAGGGUUUCUGUAGGCACCUGAUGUGUCCGCGUUGAUUACAGUCAAUGUUUUCUCUCUCUUUCAGACAAGACUUAGAGGGGUAUUCCGGCAUAAAAUUAAUUUAGGGUCAAACACACCGUAUAGGUGCCUCUAAGUCACUCAGAAAAGUGAACAUCAGUGACAAGAUCUAGGUAACGUGUACUGCUUGUACCUUCAGCAGUAGGGAAGGUGUCAGUGAAAAGCCUGUGUUUACAUCUUUCACAGCAAAGAUUCAUAGUAAGACUGUUUGUCUGUUAAAAGACAACAGGAUGUUAUUUGUUUGUCAGAAAACAGGACUUAAAUGUGUACCAGAUAAGUUCAGUAAAGAAAGAAGAGUUCCCACUUUUUAACAAAAAAAUCUUCACAGGAGCUUUAACUUCAAGAAAAACAGGUCUGAGGUCUCUGCUUUCAUGUAAUUAUACUAUUGUCACAUACAGACACAAACUGGCUCAGUAGGACCUUUUCAUACCUUCCUGUCUGUUUGUUUUCAGGUAUGUCUGAAGUUAGUCUUGAGGCUGAACCGGGGAAGACCUCAGCCGAGGACCCUCAGGUGGAUUAUAAGGAGGAUGACAGAGCAGAGGGGGGUUUGAGUGAGGGUGUCAAACAGGAAAGUGUAGAUGGCAGUAGUGGGGAAGAAGAUAUAGAGCUGUAUGACAUCGAUAUUGACAGUCCUGAAGAAUGCCCAGAAGACAGCGACAGGGAUGUAGAGGAGGAAGUGAAGGAGGAGGAGAAGGAGGAAGAGAAGGAGGAGGAGGAAGAGAAGGAAGUUCAGAUUGUGAGGGAGGUAACGUACAGAGAUGGUGAUCCUGCACAGGAGUCUGUUAGCAUAGAAAGUGAGGAACACGAGACGAAUCAUCAUGUUGAAAGAGCUGAAACACCAGAGGAGAGUGGAGAGUCUCACACUGAAACAAAGGUGACGUUUACCUUCACUUUGGACAAUCAGCUUCCCUCCAGCACUUCCUGGCUGUGCUCUGUUGCUGUUUAGAACUUUAUCUGCUUGGUGGCGGUCUCUUUCCCCUGUAGUGACUCUGAAAUUAGACUUGAGAAAACUUUUUUUGGAUCAAAUUAAGCUGUUCAGAGAUUGUUUUCUUUCAAGAGUGUAUCUGAUUUCAUUCUGCUUUGCUAAAGACUUUAAAGGUAGAAAGCUGGUUUAGCUGCUGCUUGUCGUUGAUGGUGCAUUUAGUGUCUUUCCUCCUUUAUUGCCCUUUUAGGUGCUUCAUGUAAUUAGGGGUGAUCAAGUCCUUUUACAUUUCCUCUGCUUUGCGUUAAUGCUGGCUUAACCCAGUGCUGUUUUUAGAGGGGUUUAUCUCAUCUAUAAAUUACUGUGCAGUCUAUGUAAAUUAUAUAAUGUGCAUGUCAGUGAGCAAGAUUUCUACAUUUUUGCCUUUGAUUUGGCCCUGAUCUGCUGUGUGUGAGUCAAUAUGUACACAGUGUGUGAAUGAUACCAUCUCCUCACAGAGCUUUUGAAUUCUCCAUGCUAUCUGUCACAUGGCUGGGUAAGUGAGACAGAAUUGGACUGCUCUUUCUCAGGCAAACAGUCCCACAUUUCUGGUGUUGCUAGAAUGUGUGACUCCUCAGGGUGUUGAUUCACUUUCAGUGACGGGCUUAGUGCCAGCGCUGCGUGCCAGAUUGCAAGAAUUAUAAAUCAGAGGUCUUCUCUUACCCUCUCCAUAUAGUAGUUCUGAAUUCAGGAGGGUUAACCAGGCCGAAUUUUCCAGUUCUGCAGCUUAAACCCAACAAUUUGCAACGUGGCUGAGUCACAUUCCUCAUAGUUUGAAAGGCAAGACAUGAUUCUUCCUUUUCAGCUGACACAGCCAAUUGGACAAUUAACUCAUUGUUGUUAUGCUUUCCUCCUAUGUCAUGUCAGCUUGUAUCCAGGAUACUGAGCUAUAGGGAGCAGCACACUAUGACAGGCCAUACCUUGCUCCUUCUUACGCCUGAUCAGUUUGCAGCCACUUUACAUCCCUGCCCACCAGCAGCCUGUAAACAGACAUCCUCACAGAGUGGUUGCAGAUGGUCGAUUGGGUCAUUUUUGUUUUUUUCCUGGGUCUGUGGAACUCAAGAUUAACAGAUAGUUGCACUUCAACUACAGAAAAGCAAUACAUACAAACAGCGCUUGUUAAAAAAAAUUGAUACACUCAGUCUUUAUUUACGCUCUUUUUAAAGCAUGAAAUCUGAGACGUGACUCUCAAAGGCAGCCUGUUAAAACUUGAUAUCAGGAUGACAAUAACACAAAAGUGUGUCUUAUCUGCUGAAGCUGGUUAGACAAGCUAAGCAGUGCUUGUCUGUGUUGCCUGCCUGCCUGCAUGCCGGGAUCAUAUGGCGUUUAAGUAUUUAUGUGUCUGUCACAUGUACCCGUUAAAGUCUACUUUACACCUGGCCAACAUGAAGCCAUACAAACUAAGUGUUGUGGCUUUGGUCUUUUUUCAUGCGUUUCAGUCUGAUUUAGCACACCAGAUAUCUAUAAUUACAAAAUAUGUCUUUGAAAAGUCUGGAGCUCCUGUCAAAAAAUAACACACUCGCUGUUUUCAAUAAGACUUCUUCUGGGCUGGUUUAAAACUCAAAUACCAUAAUUACAGCCUCAGAUGACCCAUGUUGACCAAAUAAACCCCAGCUAAUGAAUGAGUCUAAGUACAUCUCAAUUCAAACUUCAGUUAAAAAGAUUUUCAAAAUGAUGUUGUGAUUUGGUUCAGUAUUCUCCUUGUCAUAGUCACUGAGGUCACUGAGUUCUCCAAAGAGCCUAACAAUGCUUGCUCAUUUAUGAUCAUUUUAUUUUGAAAGGGCAAACCUGCAUUUUUAUAUACAUUUUUUGAUACAUAUAUUUCUUUGUAAUUCAUAGUCAAAACCAGGAUAGCUAAUGUUUAUCCCAGGGGAAUGUGCAGGUCCUGUUAUUAAAUAUGGUAUUGGUCUUAUACCUUUUAUCUUAACCUCAUACUGUUGUUCUCAAAUUGAGACCAGUCAGUCUCUUUGGUCUGGACCCAGAUCUAGUUACCUGGUGAUCUAGCAGCUAUUUGCAUUAUUUAGAUUCCGCUCAAGGUCUAUAUGUAGAUAAAGAUCUAUAACCCUUUUCCAGAGAAGUUUGGAGGUUGUAUUAAAUGUUGCUUAAAAUAGAUUAUGAUGACGUGUGAAUCUUAAUAACCCAAUUUUGCAUUAUUUUAAAAAUGCUCAUUUAUAACAUAGGUGAUGACCCUAAAAAAAUCAUUGUUUCUUGAAAUAAUACAUGCUCAGUAUAAGUUUGAUGUUGGUGAAAUGUUGUAAUUAUCUGGGACAGUUGCAACAAAAUUGAAAACGCCAGAAAGAACAGCUGGAGAGCAUCCUCACAUAAUUUACAGCAGGUUAAUAAUAUGACUGGGUGAAAAGAAAACCAUUUUAGGAAGACUAAGGCAUUCAGAAAUAAAGAUAAGAAGAGGUUUACUACUCUGUAAACAACUAGAUGAGUUAAUGGUUAACAGUUUCACAAUUGUGGUACUGUGUAAAGUUGCAACGAGUGUUUAGGGAAAACAAAGUCUACACAAUAGCAGAAAUCUGGAGAAUCUGGAGAAAUCUCUGGGCAGAAAGGACGAGGCUGAAAAUCAGUGUUGGAUUGCUGUGAUCUUGAGGCCCUCAGGUUUUACUGCAUUAAAAACAGACAUGACUCUGCAGUGAAAAUCACCGCAUGGGCCUAAAAAUCACUCUGAGGAUGACCCACAAAUGCAGGUUAAAACUGCACCAAUUAUUUAAAACAUGAUGCCAGCAUCAUAUUUAAAAUGAGCAAAUUUCAAAUGAUUUCCAAAAUGAUCUACUUCUAUCAAAAUUUGACCCUUUAUCCCAACUGUCAUGAAGUUGGGUUGUCAUUUAAAGAUACAAAUUCACUGAUUCACACUACUUUGCUCUUUGUUGUUCACUCCUCCUGAGAGGAGUUUCACCUAUCAACAUGAACCAGAUUUACACACACGCACACAGUUGAGCUUCAAAGCAUGCAAAGCUUUAUAGAAGUGAGGUCAUCGUCCUUGUUCUCAAGUCCACCGUGAUUAGGCCACAAAACUUGGACUAAAAAUAGCACAGUUGGAUCUUCAGCCUGCGACUACAGGCUGCCACGUUACUCCAGCCUACACAAAACUGUGGUCUCCACCCUGUGGCUACAGGCGGCAAGCCAACACAUGAAUAUGCAGCUACCUAAGCUGAGCCAAUAUGUCAUGUAUCACACGAUUAAGAUAGACCAUGAUUUGUAUGUUUUCAUAAAGUUUAGAACAGGUCUGUCCACAUGGUUUUUAAUUACGCUUAAGGCCAAGGAGAAUCUGUGUGAUAAGAUUCUCAGUUUCAGAUCACAAAAGAACCAGGUAGAAACCAGACACAGGGUUUUAUGCAAGCUGAAAUAAACUGAUAUCACUUCUGAACAUAAAACCUUGUGUUCGCUUUGAGACAAAGACCAGGUGUUGUACUUGUAACAUAAUGCUGUAGAGAACAGGAGUUAAAAGAGAAAGAUAAUAAUUUUUUCAGGUAUUAAUGGGCAGAGGCAUUAAGCACUAAAGGUUUACACGCAUACACACAAUUAAAGAGAAGCCGUAUUUACAUGACUUUCUGGACCUUAAGAGACGUUAAUUCAUUGGGUAACCUGCUUUCGUCGGCUGUUAAAUAAUUAAACAGACAAGUGUUGUAAAAAUGGAGACUGAUGAAAGUUGAUGACGGUUGUUGCACAAGAACUUCAGCUUUUAUUUGAGUGAAGGCUGCAUUUGAAUUGAGCUCAAGCCCAUUACAAUGAAAAAAUAGUUAGCAAAAUAUCUGCAUUAUUUAUCACAUAAUGAUGAUUAAGGUGUGAAAAUGAUGUGAUCCUUAUUUACUCUUUAACAGUGUUUAGUGUUAAAAUAUGGUUCAGUGUUAAAAGAUAAAAUCAUGUUCAUUAGAUAAUGUAGAGGGUUGAAAAGUUAGCACUAAAGGUACAGAAGUCCAGCUUAGUCCACAAGAUGGCAGUCUAAACCAGAAUGUCCCAUCAGUACAUCCAGAGUCCUCCUUUCUUCCAGUGAAGCUGUUUGUAUAAAACUUCCAUUAAUGACCUUCUUAAUUUCAACCUCUCUUUUCUUUAUUACAGGAGAGCACAAUGGCUGAGGAGCCCCACAGAAGCUCAGCCGCAGAGAUCCCUGUUACCAGUAAUGGAGACCUUGAUCAGAACCCAGAGACAGUUUUCCAGAGGGUAAGGACUUGUUCCUGACUCUUCUGGUUUCAGUACUUUGUAAUAUCUGUAAAGUUUCUCAGAGACUGGUUCUCCUUUGACCUUGGAUAGGUCUUCAGAAUUAAAAAACCCUCAGCUCUCCCCACUAGAAAUGAUCAAUCUUCAGUCUUUGUCGUGAUGUUUGAGUUGCUUUUGACAAGCAAGCCAUCAAUGUUGAUUUCAAUCGAUUUUACAAGGUUAAAAAAAUCAUCAUAGGAGCUAGAAAAUUAAACAAUGAAUAAAUUUGAGCUUGUGUAAUAUUUUAAAGUUGAGCUGACAGUUAACACUGUAUAUUUUAGCAUUAAUUAACUUUUAUUGACUUUUUUUGUCUAUGAAAUAUGAAAAAUAGAAUUGGAAAUUAUCUGCCAGAGACCAACAGUACAAAAUGAAGAUUAUUGGUUUGCCAGUUUGAGGCAAUUGUAUGAACUAUUUUCACUCUGUUUGGGCUUUUUAACUGUAAACUUAUCUACAAAGGCCCCAUUUAAAGGUAGUUAUUUAUUUGUUGCCCAAUAAACUCAUACAGAAGCUUAGCAGCUCUCAUUGGAGUCCAGACCAUCUUUGUGUUAAUAUAACAGAUAAAUUAAACGUUUAAUUUUUGCUGCCACUCUUGGCCUGUACAUUGUAGAAUACAAACCUUGUCAAAUACUGCAUUAAGUAUGACUGAUAGCCCAGCUUCUGUUCAGGUGCUUGGGGGCUGAGUCGGUAGAUAUCCCUUGUUGGUUAUAUACUGACUGUUGACAAGUACCUUAUACAACCCUUUCAAAAGAUCCAAGCCAUCCAUUUAAAUGCAAAAUUUCAAUAAAUAGAGAAAGUCAUUGAAAACCGAUGGAGAGCUAAACAGUCACUCAUCAAAGACAUCUUUCAUAGUGUGAAAGAAAAAAGAUCCAAACAAAGGUUUCCAGAGAAGCCUUGUAUAACCUGGUGCAGGUGAUAUGGAUUUGUUUUUCACCCUCUUUCACAUUCUUUAUUUGGAUUAGGGGUCAAACACAUAAACACAACAACAGGAACCUCUCCUUUUGCUGCAUGUUUAAGAGGUUCACAUAAAGUUGUUAAUAUAAUAUCUGUUUAUUUGUUUUCACAACAGGACUCUGGACCCGGGGCCUUAAACCUGUCCGAGUCCUGUGUCACCUCCAGUAACUUCUCCUCAACAACAGAGGGCAUCAUUGAAUCAGUACCGUACAGAGGUACACCAUUUCACUCUCUCAGUCUUUUCUGUAUUUUCAUCGUUUAGCUCAUCAGAGUUUAGUGACAAAGCAGCUCGUAACACACUCAGAAACUUCUUCAUUCAUCGUUUUAUUCGACUGCUUUGCUUGAAGACCGUUUUUCUGAUAUCCAGGGCCUCGCUUUUGUUUUUUAAUCUCUGAAACAUAAAGGAAAUCAUUUGAAUAUGUAAAGCUGAAUACCACUUGAAUUAAACAAGUUUCCUUUGAUCUCCAGGUUGUAACCCUCCUUUCCUUUUCAUCAUCGUGCCCUUAUUGUACAUGCAAAUAAGAAACUCACCGUAGAGGCCUGAGCUGCGUAGCCCAUUUACCACAAUGUUGCCAUGGCUACUUUUCAUAUUGUAUACUGAAGAUGUUGAUUCACACUCUCAUCCUGCUACGUGAAGAGAGCUGGAGUAGAGGAAUAAACACAAGCAGGAGAUUGGCGUCAAUAAGAAUCUUUUCCUUUCACUUCUGUUAACGGGAUGGUGACAAUCUGAUGCAUCAAACUGUAACUCUGAAUAUCUCCCAGGGUCAGCAAGCCUGCCCUCUUCCCCUGUGGCACCUGUAGCUCCCAGCUCGGCUGUUGCUAGCCGCCUGGCACGCUCUACCAGCGAUAGUCAGACUGAGAAAGGUACCCGCAGUCAAGGAGUCUGAAACAGAUGACACCAAAUCAGCCACUCUUUGCACACUAAUUUAACCGCAGUUCUCUGUACCCUUCUCAUUUUUCAGCUCCUUGCCCCCACAGGCUGUCCUGCACUCAGAAUCAAACCUCUCUCUUUCUCCUGUCUUGCUUUUUGCUUCUCUGAGCUUUACCUGGUCAUAGGUUCGGGCUAAUGUAGGAGGUUUUCUGCUCUGCAAUGACUAAUCAUAAGACAGUUCCCUGGAUCUAGAUCGAAAGAUUUUUAGAUCUGAUGCAACCCCCCCGAUGUUUCAAACAUCUGCUUGGCUUGGAAAGAAAACUGGUUUCACGUUUAAUCUGAACGGGUUUUCCUGCUUGUUCCCCUUUGUCCUUGCAAAAGUUGGCACCCCUGGUCUCUUUCAGCGGAGCCCUCAAACUGACAAAGUAAAAAACUGUAAACACAGUCAGAUUACUAAAUCAGUGACUUGUGUUGUAGUCAAAACUGCAGUGUGAUAAGAUAUUUCAGCAAAUACUGAAGCAUUUACCUGUGAUAUUUGGGGAAAAAAGUUGAAGCUUUUAUCUCAUUUCACACAAUCAGUUGAUAAAAUGUAUUUAAACAUACACAAAAGCUCAGGAAGCGAACAACCAACAGCCUUUGAGUUUCAGCAAGCAACUUUGCUAAUACUAACUACUUAAACAACAGCGAGUGUUCCUUAUUGUUAGCAUGUAUCACAACCUGUUUGAGCAUCACUUAAUAUCUUAAACUUCUGUAAAAAUGUUUUCAACAGGUUGACACUUUCUUAGCUUGCUAAUCUUUUGGAAAGCUGUUUUUAGGUGGCAAAUUUUGUUAGCUUUUCCUUCAAACUUAUUGAUUCUGGUUUAAAGGGGGUGGGGGGGAUAGAGAUGAGAUGUUUUAUAAAAGUUCAUCCUUAAUUUAUAAAUGAUGAAGUCAAUCAUUUAUUUCCACUGUGGUCUUUAGUUAAAUGUAAGAAUAUGUGCUCUUAAAAUGAAGCAUAAGUUGGCUUGCUCUGUUAGCUAUGAGAGUUUUUGGUUUUGAUCUGAUUUUCAGUCUGAAUGUUGAUGAUUUAAUUGACUAAAUCCUUUUUAUGAUUAUUAUUUUUUUGAGUUGAGGUAUAUUUUUGGCUCAAAAUCUUGAACUGUGUCAGUUUCGGGGCUCAGUACUCUUCAGUGUUUCCUCUCUUUGCCCAAAUUACAAACCACUUCACAUAACUUUCCAUGUUUGCAUUAAAGAAGGUUGUGAUCUCUGACUAAUAAUGUUUACAUCAUUGAUCGUUUUAAUUAAAGAAGUAAAAUCAUAUAAUUGAAACAAUGUUCUCUUGACAAUCAGUGAUAUAAAAUUGAGUUGAACCACCUUUAUUUUUACCACGGCAAUUUAACCUGCUUCAUUAACAUAAUCACUCACUAAAUAAAUGACUUUUGGUUGUCCAGGCGGAGGAGCAUUGGUUCUGUCAGAUGACUUAAAGAGCCCGGCCAUGGAGAAACUGGACCUUGUGAGAAAGUGGAGCAUCAACACAUACAAAGUAAUCCUUUGUUUCUUCUUCUAGCUUCAAUGUCACUCUUCAUUCCCAAUGAGUUGCUGGACAAAUUUAUUGUACCUCUUGAUGAUGUCUUCACCUCUCUUUAUAUGCUGGUUCCACUCUGUUCCUCUUUCUGCCUCUUUAAAGUCUUUCUCUACUCAGUACUCAAAAGACUCCUGGCUGUCAUUCUGAUGCUGCACUCAAAUUUCCUCAGAAGUCAAAAGUCCGAGCUGGGAAUGACGUCACACCGGAGUUACCAGUGUUUCAGUUACCAAGUCAGAAGAAAUCGAAAUCUGAGGCAGAAACAAGAUGGCUACAUCUACAAAAGUUAUUUCAGCGCUUGCCCCGUCCUUACUUAUAUUCGGACAAGGCAAGUGCUAAAAUAACUUUCUUAGAUGUAACUACCUUUUUUCCACCUCUGAUUUUGCUUUCUUCUGACUUCUGACUAACUGAAACACUGGUAACCCGGGUAUGACGUCACUUCCAGCUCCGACAUCUGACUUCCGAGGUAACUCGAACGCAGCAUUACUAUUUCAAACUGGAUGAAAACUUGUAUCAGUAUACUCUGUGUAUGUGUUCAUCACCCUGGUGUCUUCUGCAGUGUACCCGGCAGAUCCUGUCAGAGAAGCUGGGCCGCGGUUCCAGGACGGUGGACAUGGAGCUGGAAGCUCAAAUCGAAGUCCUGCGUGACAACAAGAGAAAGUACCAGCAUGUAAUCAAGCUGGCUCAGACACUGGCCAAUCAGCUGUCCCAGAUUAUGCAGACGCAGAGACAGCUGGGUGACGCCUUUGCUGACCUCAGCCUAAAGUCACCAGAACUACAUGUGAGUCCAUAUUUCUCUGAAUCACAAAUAUCACUUUCAAAGUUCACACAGUGGAAUCAGACUUGCUCAUUUUUGGGAGGUCAUUAAAAGUUUGAUUGCUUUCAGGAGGAGUUUGGUUACAACGCAGACACUCAGAAGCUUCUGUCGAAAAAUGGAGAGACACUUCUGGGUGCAAUCAACUUUUUCAUCUCCAGUGUUAACACUCUGGUGGAGAAAACCAUUGAAGACACCAUGCUGAAUAUCAAACAAUAUGAAAUUGCCAGGUGGGUAAUGCAUGGAAAUGUUUUUCACUCUUAAAUCUUAAAACUGAGCCACUUUAUAGUCUCAGGAUAAAUCAAAGUUUGUGGAUUUUACGUUUUUCACAAAGGGAAUGUAACACUUGAUGUGCAGCUGGUCAUUAAUGUCUUGCAGCUAUCAGAGUUUGUAUUAAUAUAUUUCAUAUGUCUGGUGCUGAUUAAUUGAAACACAUUUCUAGGGUGGAAUAUGAUGCAUACCGUACAGAUUUGGAGGAGCUAAAUCUGGGACCACGUGAUGCCGCCACUAUGCCCAAGAUAGAGCAGUCCCAGCAGCAGUUUCAGAUCCACCGGGAGAAGUACGAGAAGAUGCGAAAUGACGUCUCUAUCAAGCUGAAGUUUUUAGAGGAGAACAAGGUCAGCUGGAGUAAUUCUGCUCUACAUGCCAGCACCGACAUGGUGGUUUUUAAUUCACGUGAGCUCAUCAUAGCUUUGUUUCUGUUUUAUGCAAACAGGUGAAGGUAUUGCACAACCAGCUCAUCCUGUUCCACAAUGCCAUUGCUGCGUACUACGCUGGAAACCAACAGCAGCUGGAACAGACACUCAAGCAGUUCCACAUCAAGUUGAAAAUGCCAGGUGGGGACAGUCCAUCAUGGCUGGAAGAGCACUAAUCGCUCCUUUUGAAGCCACAGUGGCUCGGUUUGACAGGAAAUGUCAAAUUCUACAAAAAAAACUACAAGAGAUCCCUCUUCUUUCUCCUUCCUUCAACUCUACUUUCACUGCCUUUCAAACUCUAAAAACUUUGAAUCUUCGACUCCUGCAAAACAAAAGAAAACUGGGAAGAAGUCCCACGGUUUGUUUUACUCUGAUGUUAAAUCACCCUUUUCAUAUUGCAGUUCUUUGAAAAAAUAGGAAAUGCACUUUUAUACUGUAUGACACGUCUGUAAAACAGGAGUUUCUGCAGUAAACACAUUUGGAAACUGUAAAUGGCCUUUUGUACUCCAGCGUAUGAAUGUUAUCUCUCUGUAAGGUAGAUGUGUUGGCUCUGUAAUGGCAGCUACAGGAUCAAACUGACUGCCCUUAUUGACAUUACUGCUAUCAAUCCUUCUCAAACAAAAAAAACAUGCUUUAUAAAAGUCAUAUCGGGACACUUCUGGAGACUUUAAACAUGAUUCCACUUCACAUCCGUCCCAUUAAAGUGGGCACACAUCAUUCAGACUUUUUGAUCGUGCUAAUGCAAAGCUGAUCGACUCAUUUUAAGUAGUAGUUGACAUUUUGGGGAAUCAGUUAUUCACUGUCUUGCUGAGAGUUGGACAAGAAGAUCAACACUUAUAAAUCAUAUAGAUUUAUAUCUAUAUUCAGUAUGUGGUUUUAGAUGGCACCUUUUUUAGCUUGGCUUUGCAUAAGGAUUAGACAACAUGGGGAACGAUGUAAAUAAGUCCCAUUUACCUCAAAACCCAAAGCAUGAAAAAUAAAGAUUUUAUGAGAGGAUUUUUUGGCUCAAGCAUCAAGCUUGGCUCGCAGUUUCUCCCCUUAUUCUGGCAUUUACGCUGAGCUAAACUAAUGAACUGCAGUGAUUUGCUUUAUUUUCAACUUGCAGAAAAGUGAUGUCAGUCUCCUUGUCCAACUCUGAGUAAGAGAUAAAGACAAAGAAUAUGUUCCCAAAGUUGCCCGAAGUAUUUUAAAUGACAUUCAGUGGCUUUUCACAACAAAUCAUGCAGGUUGUGAUAUGAAAAUUUGACAUGAUACCACUUUUAAUAUACCCACUUUUGUAGCAUUUUCCUAUUUUGUCUAAAUCCGUGGCACAUGACUGAAUGGGUCAAAUAGUUAUUUUUUUCUUCCAGCAAAAAUGAAGGACCAGCCUUUUGUGACUAAAUGUGCCUUUAAUUCUUGAAUUUGACCCUCUCUUUCCUCUUUGUGUGAGCAUACCUGAACCUGUUGUUAGAAACAGGUGUUCUUAGUACAAGUUUUUGGGGACCAACUCUUCUCUUUAAGGAAGGGACCAAACACACACCCACUGAGCAUUUUUUUGGUCUAAAGGAGGUCUAAUAGACGUCUAAAUGUAGCCUAAAUGACUGGUCUAAAAUCAGGCUACCACAGGUCUAAAAAUGAAAGUUUAUUAGACGUCUAAAUUUAGACCAAGUCUAAAUCUGGGCUAUAUCUAUACUACAUUGUAUAUUGCUCGAUGGCUAUCAUAAUUAUUUUAGUUAAGUACUUGGAGAUCAGUUAUUGAAAGUGGAAAUGAAUAGUUAUCCAAUAACAGGUUAAAGUGCAACAUUUAGACGGUUGAAAUUACGUUUAAAGAAACUAGACGUCUAAUAGCCGUCUAUUGCUCAGUGGGCACACACACAAACACAAACAAAUACACAGAGGGAGGUUACAUCCUAAAACACUCCACACCACACAAAAAGAGAGCUCUGAUAUAAACGGAGACUUGCUCUUCUCAAAGAUAUUUAUCCGUUUUGCACACAUGCACAUUUAUGCAUUGAGACUAAUUACAAAAAACCUUGUAAAAACUGUAUAAUAUGUGAGGUAAAAACCAAAAUGCGGUUCACUUGAAAACUGUUUUGUAAAUUUAAAAGACCAGCAUCUUUUGCCAGAGCUGCUAAUGGUUUCUUUCAUUGGACUUUAUAACAGUUUAUUUUUCACAGAGGACAUAUUGUACGCUGGUACUGAAAACCUGCUGUAACGUCCUUACUUUGUACUGUUCCUAUGGCUCAACAAAGCAGUUUGAGAGUGUGACUCGUGUUCAACAAUCUAGCUUGAAAUAGAUGGAUUUAUAUUUGUAAUCAUCUCUAUUUUACCCUGAGUAUGUAGUCCAUGACCAAUGCUGCAGUUUGGCUUUUUCUUGUUGUUUUUUUUAUCUCCUGAAGACUUCCAGAAUGAUGUGCUAGUGCUAGUAUGUGCUAGUGGAGCUGUACUUUUUUAAUAAUGAAACAUUAACAGUAAAUGUUGAGUUAAAAAAGGAUUCUUCAACUUCUUCAACUUUAUUAUCAUCUCAUGGGAAAUUUGGUUUGCAACAGGCAUCAGCACACCAGUACAUGAUAAGUCAUAAAAACAUACAGGCAUAAGGAGAAAAUCUGAGCACAAGUAAAAAAUAGAUGCACUUCAACCACAAUAAGCCAGAGAUGGAAAGAUACGAAUAAGUGCAUUCAGUCAAUUAAGUGCUACAGAUAAAAUAAACGGUUAUGAUGAAUAACCGGAGAUGUCCUCUCUGAAUGUUGUGUAACAUCUUUGGGAAAAUAAAAGUUCUUUUCUUUGAGCAUCUCCAAAA